CAAAAUAUUAUUCAGUGUUAUUUGAUGAACCUACAGAUGUUUUCCACACGGAACAACUUUUUUUAAAUUUGAGAUAUGUAUACAAAAACAACAUUCAUGAAAACUUUGUCAAAUCUAUUGACGCAUAUGAAAAAAUUAAAACCGUCAGUCCAGAUAAUAAUACGCUUGGUGAACAGCGACUAACUGGAGAUGCUCUAGGAAAAAUUGUUGUUAAUAUAUUGCAGGAACUGUCUAGAGUUAAGCAACUGUGUGGGAAUUGAUACUGACAGUUGCAGUGUAAUGUCGUCUGAAGCAGUGGGAGCAGUGUGUGAAAUACAGAAAAAAGCGAAAAAUGCAUGUAGAUGCCCUUGCAUAAAUCAUGCCCUAAAUAACUCUCUUUCGACUUCAGUAAAUGUUAUUUGCAUCAGAAAUGCAGUUGGAGUAAUGAAGUCAGUAGUCUCCUUCUUUAAUAUGUCGGCUACGAGAGACCAAGUCUUGAAAUCAACAUUAGGACAUCAAUUAACGAGUCUAUGCGAAACAAGGUGGGUUGAGCGUCACGAAGGAGUAAUUCAAUUUCGAUCUGGGUUUUCUCAAAUAGUUGAAGCACUUACGUUAAUCUCGGUAUGGAAAGAUGCAAAGACUUCUACAAUUGCAACAACUCUGCUAAACUCUUUGUGCACGACUGAGUUUUUGUUGUCAAUGUUAUCUCUCAUUGAUAUAUUAAAAAUAACAUUACCACUCAGCGGACUUCUAUAAAUGCCAAAUCUUGACGCUAACGGGGCUUCUACAACUGUGUCCAACACGAUGUCAAUAAUCAAUGAAAAAAGAAAAAAUUGUGAGCAGAAUUUUGGCAAAAUUUAUAAGGAGGCUACAGAAAUAGUAACAGGAUUAGAUAUUGAAAUAAAGCUGCCUAGAUUAGCAGGUAGGCAGACCAAACGAGAAAACUACCCUGGAGGUAAAGAGGAAUAUUACAGAAAAUCAAUUUAUAUUCCUCUCUUCGACAAUGUAUACAACUUGUCUUCUAGGUUAAGUAUUAGUUCCUUAGAUUGUUUUGGUCUGCGAGGAAUCAUUCCCAGCAUACUAUCCGAG
Psylliodes chrysocephalus is the source of this 1068-nucleotide messenger RNA. NCBI's taxonomy places the organism in Eukaryota, Metazoa, Arthropoda, Insecta, Coleoptera, Chrysomelidae. The record is from the annotation of a GenBank genome assembly.